AUGAGCUUCCCAAACCCUACCGCCGUAUAUCAUAACACUCCCGCUCCUGUGAUCGAUCCUACACAAAAACACCUUUCGGUAGCAGGCAAAACUGUUCUCGUCACAGGAGGUGGAACGGCAAUUGGUUCUGCGACUGUUGAAGCCUUUGCAAAAGCCAAGGCAGACCACGUCUUUUUCGUUGGAAGACGACUCAACCUUCUUCUCGAGGUUGAACAAAGGACCAAAUUCCACGCCAUCCAAACUGACAUCUCCAAAGAAAAUGAAGUCAAGGCUCUCAUCCAAACGAUCAACAAAGUCAGCUUUCUCGACAUUUUGGUGGCCAAUGCUGCGUACUUGCCUACGCCUGAGGCAAUUGCCACGAGUGACACAAGCGACUGGUGGAAGGGUUACGAAAUUAAUGUCCUGGGUACCUAUCUUCUCGGCAAAUAUUUCGUCAACCAGUCUCAGCCAGUUAGAGGGAAGCCUGUUUUUGUCGGCGUGAACACUGGCGCAAUCAACGUCCCUCCAAAGGUUUCUAGUCCAAUGAGCGGCUACGUAUCCUCCAAGAUGGCUACUGCUUCGGUGGUAGAGUUUCUCCAGGUUGAGAAUCCCAACAUCAAGGCGUUUAACGUCAGUCCCGGCACGGUUCAGAGCGAGAUGAGCGUCAAGGCCAAUGCGCCGCAAUACCCGCCAACGGAUUCACCGGAGUUGAUGGCCAACUUUGCGGUCUGGCUUGCAAGUCCCGAAUCAGACUUCCUUGCCGGUCGUUUCCUAUGGGCCAACUGGGACGUGGAAGGAUUGAUUGCCGCCAAGGAGAAAAUCGCGGCGAAUCCGGGACAGCUGCAGCUGGCCUUGGAGGGUUGGUGGAGCAACUUUGCCGCUCUCAAGUAA
Molecule: messenger RNA, 870 nt
Organism: Trichoderma virens Gv29-8
Lineage: Eukaryota; Fungi; Ascomycota; Sordariomycetes; Hypocreales; Hypocreaceae
Exons: 2
Coding region: 1-870 (289 amino acids)
Cellular component (GO): cytosol
Molecular function (GO): oxidoreductase activity
Source: RefSeq, a predicted model, not a curated record